ACACAGAGAGGCCUGGGUUCUUCGGAGAGUGAGAAAUAAAAGGAACGUUGCAGAGCAGUUUCCGAUUCUCAUCUCUCUCUCUCUUCCACCGAUUAGGGUUUGCGUUCUCUUCUACAUUACUCCGUGUGUGCGUGAGUGCAUCGGUGUCCUCGUUGAAAUUGCUCCAGAGAAGAGAGAUAGUCAUGGUUGCUGAUUCGAUCACAGACUCCCAACUGUUCAAUGAGUCUCCGAUUUCGAGAGAUUUCGUCAAGAAGCGGAAGGCGAAUUGGUUUUGGAAACUGAAGCAGUGGAAGAUUGAUGCUCGUCGCAGGCAAUGGAUUUACCAAUGGAAGAGAGCUAACGUAGGUGAAGUAGGGCUAAGAUCUUUGCGUGACAAGCUGAUUGAUAGAAAAUCAGUCACAGCUUGGAGUAAUGAUGAUGAUGAUGAUCAUGAUGGACUACGAUGCUACGGAUUCGCCAAAUGUGAUGAUGAUGAUGUUGUCGAUAGUGACGAUGAGACUGAUCUCUCUGCUAGUAGCCCCACGAGUGUGCUCAAGAACAAAGAUUCGGAUAGUAGUAAGAGUGUGCACGACUGCUUCUGCUGUUCUAAGCAGAUCACUGAGGAAGAGGAAGAAGCGUUUGAUGAUGCGUAUGACAAUUGGGAAGAUUUUAGCGAUGCCUUGAACAGCUUUGAGAGCGAGGGGACUUUACAGCAUGAAGAUAGCCAGAGGAAGAAGUCUUCUCCUCAUAAAGACAAGUGCUGCAAGCAAGAAGCUUCACCAGAAAAAGCGGUUCUUCAUCAUCACAGAGUCGACAGUAGAAAGAACAGUAAAGACAAGUGCAAGCAAGAAGCUUUACCAGAGAAGGCGAUGAUUCAUCGUAAUGUCGGUAGAAAGAAUAAGAAGAAGAAGUCUGAUCAGAAGAAAGAAGGUGGUGGUGGUGGUGGUGACGAGAUAAGUGAAUGUCCUAUUUGCUCUGAAGAGAUGGAUGCAACGGAUCUAAGCUUCUUACCAUGUCCUUGCGGCUUUCGGCUAUGUCUCUUCUGCCAUAAGCAGAUCAACGAAAACGAUGGACGUUGCCCAGCUUGCAGGAACAAGUAUGAGCAGACGAGUAGUAACAGCGGUGAAGUUAGUUUCCAGCAACGUGGCCGUGGCACAGUUCGUUUGUCUCCUUCGUUUAAAGGACUUGACAUAGCUUAAGAGAGAAAGAAGAUCGAGAGUUUUCAUGGAACGUUGAUAAGCCUUUUUACUUUAGUAUAAUAGUUUCUCAUCAGGAACGACAGUUUUGUUUAGAUUGUCAUCUCAGCAAUAAAGGAGUGUAGAUUGGUUUAGGUAUGCAACUAUGGAAGCUGCAUUCUUUUUGUAAGAUUCAGUCUCAUCACAUUUUUUUUCCA
Raphanus sativus (radish) is the source of this 1372-nucleotide messenger RNA. RefSeq lists its product as uncharacterized. NCBI's taxonomy places the organism in Eukaryota, Viridiplantae, Streptophyta, Magnoliopsida, Brassicales, Brassicaceae. Gene Ontology annotation, molecular function: ubiquitin-protein transferase activity. The transcript has 3 exons. The record is from RefSeq and is a predicted model, not a curated record. The coding region runs from base 183 to 1178 and encodes 331 amino acids. Gene Ontology annotation, biological process: protein ubiquitination. Gene Ontology annotation, cellular component: CCR4-NOT complex.